AGUUGCUACGCACACUUAUUGACGCUGAAAGAACGUGAAGCAGCCCCAGAUGGAGUACCGAAAUAUUGGUUUAUGCCUUGUCGGGUCUCUCAUGAAAAUCUUGGGUUGUCAUGCUCUGUUAGCACUUGGGCAAGACAACAAAAUUGGAGGGAUCUAUUUUACGGCAAGUUGGCAAAAACUGAACAUAUGUGUGUCCCGGUCAUAUGCAAAACUAAAACUCCCCACUGGUUCAUGUGUGACAUAGACAUGUUGGCGAGUAAGGCAUUCAUUUGGGACAGCCUGAAAACACCACGCGGGAAGGAUCUGAAAGAUUUCCGUGUACGAGCUGCUUCUGAAAUGUUAAGAACACUUGAUGAUCUUCUCCAAGUGGAUAUGGCUCUGGAAUUAGGAGAGAAAUUUAACUUUGCAUCACUUCCCCUAGAUUACGCAAGACGAGUGCCGCAGCAAGAUAAUGGGGUAGAUUGUGGAGUAUAUGUAAUGAAAUUCAUGGAACAUUUCUUCAAUAGAGGCAAUGUUGCUGAAAUUGAUGUUGAGCAUGUAACCAGUCAAGACAGGUUUAAUAUCAUGAUGAAUCUAAUUCAGCAUCCAAAAAAUGAGUGUAGGGCUACUGUUUUGGCAGAUGUUGCUGAGAUGUAUUCAGUUAACAAUGUCUUAGAUGUUCCCCCAUCUACUCCUGUACAUACUGACAAGGAAUUGGUUAUCAAGUCUCCUGAGAAAUCCCCUGUUGAUCCAAGGUUUAAAAGUAAGAAGUCGCGAGCGAAAAACAUGGUGCCUUCGUCGUCAACUAAGUCCAGGAAGAGAAUGUCCAGCGGCAGUAAUCUGACUAUGAGAGACUUGGUCGGAGACAAUGAGUAGCAUUUGAGUACUUUUUAAUUGGAAGAAUACUUGGUUAUUUUGUCUGUAGAUGUUUAUUAUGGAACUAUUUGCAUGAGAUGUUUAUGCCUUGAUAUGCCUUUUAGAAUAUGCAUUGUUAAGCAAUUAUAUAAUUUGUAUAUGUAACUACCUUGUGGGUCUUGUAUAUGCAAGACAUUAACCAAAUGUAACCAAAUAUUGUGUUACAAUAUAUGAUAUGCAUGUUUAGUUAUGAUCUUAGAUAUUAUCUUUAUGAGUUAGAAAUAAUUUUUCUUAUUGAAAUAAAUAUUUAUUGUGUGAUUCUUACCUCAACUUAAGAUGUUUAUUAUGGAACUAUUUGCAUUAGAUGUUUAUGCCUUGAUAUGCCUUUUAGAAUAUGCAUUGUUAAGCAAUUAUAUAAUUUGUAUAUGUAACUACCUUAUGGGUCUUGUAUAUGCAAGACUUUAACCAAUUGUAACCAAAUAUUGUGUUACAAUAUAUGAUAUGCAUGUUUAGUUAUGAUCUUAAAUAUUAUCUGUAUAAGUUAGAAAUAAUUUUUCUUAUUUAAAUAAAUAUUUAGGGUUUAGUUCUUACCUCAACUUAAGAUUUUUUACACAAUACAACUUGCUAUUUUGCAACUAUACAAAAAUUGUUUGCUUGUAAUAAUUUAAUUUUAUUCACAUUUUCAAAAACUAUAUUAUAAAUAUGCAUAGUAAAAAAUUUUAUAUUAAUUAAAAAGAAAAAGUUUAACUCAUUGUCCUUUCAACUCUUCAUGAUAAAUAUUACUAAAAAAGAUAAAAUAAACUUUUACAAGAAAACUAAAACCAACUUUGUUUAAUAUUUUGAAAUAACAGCCAUUAAGAAAAAAAGCCAACUAGAUAUAAAGAAAUCACAACUAAAUAACUAUCAAAUUUAAGUUCUUUUUUUUCUUCCCCUUCGAACAUACUUCAUCAAGUCGCAUCUCCAAACGCUUUGUGUAUUGGCUCACAGCUUCACGUUUGAGGGUGAUAAACUUAACAUCCAG
Messenger RNA from Cannabis sativa, 1855 nucleotides. RefSeq lists its product as uncharacterized. Gene Ontology annotation, cellular component: nucleus. Gene Ontology annotation, molecular function: deSUMOylase activity. The record is from RefSeq and is a predicted model, not a curated record. NCBI's taxonomy places the organism in Eukaryota, Viridiplantae, Streptophyta, Magnoliopsida, Rosales, Cannabaceae. The transcript has 5 exons. Gene Ontology annotation, biological process: protein desumoylation. The coding region runs from base 73 to 855 and encodes 260 amino acids.